AUGAAAUAUAGCAACUUGAAGUCUACAUGGUUUUUAGCGUUUACCAUUCUUUUAUCAAGUUGUAUAUCGGGGUGUAGUUUAACAGGAGGGCAACCGACUGUUUUUGCUGUGCCAGAACAAGUUUCUUAUGAAGAUGAAGUUAAGUUAGCUCAAUUGAGUCAACAGUUAUAUAGCCAAGAUAUUGAUAAUGAUACUAAGGUACAGCUUUAUUUUCAACGAGGAACACUCUACGAUUCAUUAGGUUUUAAAGCUUUUGCUAAAAGUGAUUUGACACAAAUUCUGAAUUAUAAUAAUACCAUUCCGGAUAUUUAUAAUUAUUUGGGUAUUUAUGCGAUGCAAGAAGGUGAUUAUGAUUCAGCUUUCUUGUCACUUAAUACAGCACUAGAAUUAGAUCCUGACUUUCAGUUCGGUUAUAUUAACCGAGCUAUUUCAUUGUAUCGUAAUGAACGAUAUGAUGCGGCGCUAGCUGAUGCAUUGAAGUUUUAUUCUUACGACAAAAAUGAACCUAUUCGAUUACUGUGGGUCUAUUUAGUUGAAGAGAAGCAAGACAAAGCAAGAGCAAAAGCAGAGUUGCAAAAACGUUAUGAUUUGAUGGAAGAUCAUUCUGUUUGGGGUAAUGAUAUUGUCGAGUUUUAUUUAGGCAAGAUCAGCGAAAAACAGUUAAUGAUUAAUUUACAAAAAGGCGUGAAAACCAAUAGUGAGUUAGCUCAACGCCUUUGCGAAACUAACUUUUACUUAGUUAUAGCGAAGUUUCAUGAACAAGCAGAAUUAUCCUUUACCGAUCUUGGAUUAUCAGAAACACAUUCUAAUGCCUUAAAUGAUUUAGGCUUUUCAAAACCAUCCCCGAUUCAAACAGAGUGUAUUCCUCUUUUAAUGGACGGUAAUGACGUGCUUGGAAUGGCACAAACCGGAAGCGGAAAAACAGCCGCAUUUUCUAUUCCAUUUUUAAUGAAAUUGAAUGUUGAGUUAAAAGCACCACAAGUAUUAGUAUUAGCACCAACCCGAGAAUUAGCCAUUCAAGUUGCAGAAGCCUGUGCUGAAUAUGCCAAAUAUAUGAAAGGGGUUAAAGUAUUAGCGCUUUAUGGUGGUCAACGUUACGACGUGCAGUUACGUGCAUUAAAACAAGGACCACAAAUUGUAGUUGGUACGCCUGGUCGUUUACUCGAUCACUUAAAUCGUAAAACAUUAGAUCUGUCUAACCUAAAAGGUUUAGUGUUAGAUGAAGCGGACGAAAUGUUACGUAUGGGCUUUAUUGAUGACGUUGAAAGCAUUAUGGCUGCGAUCCCUGAUGAUCACCAAACGGCACUAUUUUCAGCGACUAUGCCUGCACCAAUUCGUCGCAUUACGAAACGUUUUAUGCAAAACCCUAAAGAAGUGCAAAUCAAAUCAACAGGUCAAACUGCGCCAGAUAUCGAUCAAAGUUAUUGGUUAGUGCGUGGUGUGCGUAAAAAUGAAGCGCUUAUUCGUUUCUUAGAAGUUGAAGAUUUUGAUGCCGCGAUUAUUUUUGUGCGAACUAAAACAGCAACAUUAGAAGUUGCCGAUGUAUUAGAACAACAUGGCUAUAAUUGUGCUGCAUUAAAUGGCGAUAUGACACAACAGUUACGUGAGCAAACGCUUGAUCGUUUACGUAAAGGUCGUUUAGAUAUUUUGAUUGCGACUGAUGUUGCUGCUCGUGGUCUAGACGUUGAACGAAUUAGCUUAGUUGUUAACUACGAUAUUACAUUAGAUUCUGAAUCUUAUGUGCAUCGUAUUGGUCGUACUGGUCGUGCAGGCCGUGCCGGUCGCGCAGUAUUGUUUGUUGAUAGCCGUGAACGUCGUUUGCUGAAAAAUAUCGAACAAACUAUUAAAAAACCAAUUCCAGAAGUGCAAUUGCCAGUAAAAGAGAUUUUAGAAGCGCGUCGUUUAACUAAAUUCUCUGAAAAAGUAAUGCAGGAAGUUAAUGCCGAUAAUCUUGAUGAGUAUCGUGAAUUGCUAGCUAAAGUAUUACUAGCUGGUGAUACUGAUAUCGAAACCUUAGCUGCCGCUUUAUUAAAAUUAGCUCAAGGUGAACGCCCGUUAAUUUUACCACCAGAUCCAGUGUUAAAACCUAUGCGUAAUGAUCGUGAACGUAAUGAACGUGGCGAUCGUCGUUUAAAAGGUGAUAACCGUGAGGCGCCAAAACGCCGUGAACGUCGUGAUGUUGGUGAUAUGGAUAUGUAUCGUAUCGAAAUUGGUAAAGAAGAUGGUGUUGAUGUACGUCAUAUCGUUGGUGCGAUUGCUAAUGAAGGUGAUAUUAGCAGCCGUUAUAUUGGUAAUAUUAAACUGUACGAAAAAUAUUCAACAGUUGAAUUACCAAAAGGCAUGCCGACCGAUUUACUAAAUCACUUUGAAAAAGUGCGCGUAUUAAAUAUUCCAAUGAAUAUGCGUUUAGUCGAUAACAGCAACAGCAAACCUGCAGCAAGACGUAGCCGUAAGCCUAGUGAUGAUCGUGCUGGCGAUCAAGCUCCAAGACGUGCUCCUCGUCGUUCUAGUGAAGCAAAAGAUGGCGCUAAAUCAUCUUCAGCACCAAGAAAAAGAAAAUCAGCACCAUUUUAA
Messenger RNA from Teleopsis dalmanni, 2574 nucleotides. RefSeq names its product ATP-dependent RNA helicase DeaD-like. The transcript is spliced from 2 exons. Gene Ontology annotation, cellular component: cytosol; ribosome. Lineage: Eukaryota; Metazoa; Arthropoda; Insecta; Diptera; Diopsidae. The record is from RefSeq and is a predicted model, not a curated record. Gene Ontology annotation, biological process: cellular response to cold; ribosomal large subunit assembly. Gene Ontology annotation, molecular function: protein binding; ATP binding; RNA helicase activity. The coding region runs from base 1 to 2574 and encodes 857 amino acids.